Ramularia collo-cygni is the source of this 1653-nucleotide messenger RNA. Its product is annotated as probable rRNA processing protein Pwp1. Gene Ontology annotation, molecular function: protein binding. The record is from RefSeq and is a predicted model, not a curated record. The coding region runs from base 1 to 1653 and encodes 550 amino acids. Lineage: Eukaryota; Fungi; Ascomycota; Dothideomycetes; Mycosphaerellales; Mycosphaerellaceae. Gene Ontology annotation, cellular component: nucleus. Gene Ontology annotation, biological process: rRNA processing. The transcript has a single exon.
AUGACGUCCAUGAUCACGGCCACGGCAUGGGUUCCUCGAGGCCAUGCUGCAGCCUACCCUACAAAGUACCAAAUGGACGACGACGAGUAUGCGCGCAUUGCGAAAUUGGCCAAGUUGGAGCUGGAUGAUGCGAAAGAGGAUCUAGAAAAGGCUCGGGAUGCGUUGAACAAAGUCAACAUGGGAGACGCCAGUGAGGGUGCGGACGAGCACGAUGACGAAGACGAAGACAGCGAGGACGAAAUUGCCAAGGAUGACGACCUCAAAGAAUACGACAUGGAGCACUACGAUGAUGAGCCCGACGUUCCGGGCGAGGAAGACGAUGAGCCUGCAGGGGGGGUGUUCAGCAACAUCAAGGAUCUCGCAUACCACACAGAUAACAAUGACGAUCCAUAUCUGACACUUCCUGGAGAAGGCGAGGCAUCAGAUGAUGAGGAGCGAGAAGAGCUGCAAAUCCYCCCCACAGACAGUGUGGUGCUAGCGGCGAGGAUAGAGGACGAGGUUGCGCAUCUUGAAGUCUACGUGUAUGAAGACAGUGCGGAUAACCUGUACGUCCACCACGAUGUCAUGCUUCCCGCCAUCCCACUGUGUGUGGAGUGGGUGGGAACCAAGGUCGGCCAGGACGCAGGCUCAAGCGAAGGCGGUAACUUCGCAGCCGUGGGAACAAUGGAUCCAGACAUUGAGCUAUGGGACUUGGACAUUGUGGACUGCAUGUACCCCAAUGCAGUUCUCGGCCAGAACGCCGGUGCUGGAGUGGACAUGCCMGAACCCAUCAUGAAGAAGAAGAAGAAAAAGACCAAAAAGGCAAACGACGCCUACCAUGUUGACUCGGUGCUCGCUCUCGCAGCCAACAGACAACAUCGCAACCUCCUCGCCAGUGCCUCGGCCGACAAGACCAUCAAGCUAUGGGACCUCACAACAUGCACCGCCGCACACUCGUACGCCCACCACACAGACAAGGUCUGCGCUCUUUCAUGGCAUCCUACACAAUCUUCCGUUCUCCUAUCAGGAAGUUACGACCGCACAAUCGUUGCCGCAGACAUGCGAGCUCCCGGCGCAGUGGUCCCGCGAUGGGGUGUUGAGAGUGAUGUCGAGCAGUUGCGGUGGGAUCCACACGACGAGAACCGCUUCUACGUCAGCACCGAGAAUGGCAUGCUCCAUUGUUUCGACGCACGAAUGCUGCCCGCAACGCCGGAGCAAAGCAAGCCCGUUUGGCGAUUGCAAGCCCACGAGCAGAGCUUGUCAUCCUUCUCUCUCAAUCCCACCGUUCCAGGCUACAUCGCGACCGGCUCCACAGACCGAACCGUCAAGCUCUGGAACGUCACAGCCGAUGGAGGACCCUCCAUGGUGGUAUCUCGCGAUCUCGAAGUCGGCAAGGUCUUCUCCGCCAACUUCGCGCCCGACGAUGAGAUUGCUUUCCGACUCGCAGUUGCAGGAAGCAAAGGUGCCGUGCAAGUUUGGGAUACCAGCACCAAUAAAGCCGUACGGGAAGCUUUUGCUACAAGGAUGAAAUUGCCUUUGUCGGCCGACGGUGAGAUCAAGGAGCGCUUGGUCGGCAUUGAAUUAGACAAUGAGGUGGAGGAGGAGGAGGAAGAGGCCGAGGAGCAUGGAGGAGAGGGGGGAUGGGAGAGCGCGGAGAGCAUGGACGAAGAUUAG